CCAUAAUUUGAAAGUGAAGGGGCCAUUAUUGAACAUUGGUGAACCUCAAGGGUGGAGAUAAACCCUCCUAAAAUCCUUGAGGUGAAUCUAGUCCAGCUCGCAGCAGCCAUUGAUCUUCUCUCUAAAGGGUUUCUUAUCCAUUAUGCUGAAACAGUUUCAUACCCCCAGAUCUUUACUCCUUUUCUGCUCUACUAAACCCCUUUGGAACUUAGAAAUAUCUAUGAACUUUUCAUGUGGGGUUCGCCCGAAAUCUCACCAACAUUCGAUUACUGUUAGAAGUUUUUCAACGGAAAUUGCAGAGGGUAGUGAAAAGAGUCUUCCUUGGCUUGAAGAAGAUAAAGUUAAACAAACUAAAAGACCUGAAAAGGUGGUUCUGAACAGGUCUUCUUGGGGGGAAUCGGCUGAUAAAUUGUUUAAAGGUGCUGAGGGAAGUGUAGAAUUUAAGAGAUAUGAGGAUAGACGAGACAAUUAUAAGAGCACAAGUAAUAGUGGAGAAGAAGAUGAUGAAGGAGAAAUGGAUGAUCCGAGAUGGGAUAGGAUUAAGAGCAGGUUCAGUCGGAUUAAGGUAAGACCGAGGUCUGAUAGGCCGGAGGUUAGAAGGUGGAACAAUCAAGAUAGUUGGGGUAAAAAGACAUGGAAAGAGGCUUCUGAAUCAACCCUACCGAGAAUGAUAGGCGAGGGGGUUUAUGGUGUUGGCCCUGUUUUAGCUGCAUUGUCAGCUGGGAGAAGGGAAUUUUAUGGUCUCUAUAUUCAGGAAGGGUUGGAUUUGAGUGGGAAUAACAGGAAGAAGAAGGAUAAGAAAGGGUUUGAGAGAGUUUUGAGGACAGCGGAGAAAGUUGGAUUAAGUAUAAAGGAAGUAUCUAAACAUGACCUCAAUAUGAUUAGUGAUAACAGGCCUCAUCAAGGACUGGUCCUCGAUACUUCUCCAUUGGAAAUGGUUGGUAUCAAGGAAUUGGAACCUGUUUCAAUAGAGGAAGAUACAACUCCUCUUUGGGUUGCUUUGGAUGAGGUUACUGAUCCUCAGAAUUUGGGUGCAAUUAUACGGUCUGCUUACUUUUUCGGAGCUUCUGGGAUUGUUUUGUGUGCUAAGAACUCUGCUCCAUUGAGUGGGGUAGUGAGCAAAGCAAGUGCAGGCUCACUUGAAUUAAUGGAGCUGAGGUCUUGCAAGAAUAUGAUGCAGUUCCUAACGUCUUCGGCAGAAAAUGGAUGGCGUGUCCUAGGUGGUUCUGUUUCUUCAAGAGCUGUUCCAUUGCAUAAGAUUGUGCCUGGUGCUCCUACAAUCCUUGUUUUGGGAAGUGAAGGGACUGGUCUGAGACCAUUGGUGGAGAGGUCAUGUACUGAAUUAGUUGGAAUUCCGGGAAAUAUCCCUUUGGAUAUAAUCGCUGCAGAAGAUGAGGAUGCUGAGAGUGAUAAUAGUAUUUUAGGUCAGAACUUUAGAUCCUUUAUGGCUGUGGAGAGCUUGAAUGUAAGUGUUGCAGCAGUAUGCAUACAGGCAUUUGGUGAUUUUCUGCAAUGGAUUGGCUUUGUUGGCAUUACAUCUCAAAUUGCUCUAUCCAAGAUUGUUAAGGUUUUAUUGAGCCUAGUUCAGCUUGUGAUAUUUCAAUGCAAAGAUUUGUUUUUUUUUGGAGCUACUUUUGCAGGACCGGUAGCUUCGACAGAACUUGUUGAAAUUGACAAUGCAUGAAUGCAUAAGGUAUGUAAAUCAACUAGAGGACAGCCAUUGUGAAGCUUGUUUGCAGGUUUAAAAUGAAAUCGCUUAGAUAAAUGUAGGUAUUACUUUUUAGGAGAAUUUGAACUGCUUAACACUAUAAUCAGGAUAAAGGUUUUAUGAUGUUUCGUUGUGGGAUAGUAGCAGGGCCUAUCCUUUUCUUCUUUUUUGUUUUUUCAGUUGACUUCAUUAUUAUCUAGGGAUUUUUACUUUACUCUUAAGAGUCAUGCCUGGUUCUGAAAUAACUAAAAGUUUGACAACAGACACAUAAUGAGCACAGUUGAGUAUUUUCUCAUAAUUAUAAAAUGCUACAACCAUGGAUUUUAAGAUGAAAGAUCUUCAAAUAGUCUAGUGAGACUGUGUUAAAUGAUUGUUGGAACGAUUUUGACUAACAAAAGAGCUGAAAAGGGGGAAAGAACAACCCCUUCUCAAAUAAGAGCACGAGGCAUUAGUUGUUCUCUUUUAAGCGAAUGCCUUCUCAUUAACUAUGUGAAUUUCUUACCAGGCUAUUUUCUUAAUAUUCGUUUGAUAUCUAGGACGAAUAAUAAGUUAGAGUAAGAAACUUCUUGUUCGUAGCUUGUUAUUGGGCAGAGAUUGUUAGUCGUGUGCUUUUCUUCCCAUUAUUGCCUGGAGUUUUCAUGAAGUUAUGAUUUUCAAGGAGAAUGGAAGAAUCAUUUUUCAGGACUCCUUUGAAAUAAUGAGUAGUUGUUCCUUCUCAUGCACUUUUCUCAAUUAUCUAUUUCCAAUGCCUUGAAUUCUGAUCUUAUCUCCUCCUUUUUCAACUAAUGUUACUCCUAAAAGAUUUAUUUGGUCCCAAACAGAGGCUAAAACCAAUAUUAGCAUUACCUUCACCAACGAGGCAAAGUCAUCAAACAAUCACUGAAGGCUAAAUACAUAAACAAAUCCCUAAACUUGUUGGGUUUUUUUCUCAGGUACUUCAACUACAUCAUUUUUCAAUUGAAUCAUUGAACCACCCAUAAUUUGUUUCUUUAAAACACUGUUGGUUGAUUUUUUGAUUAGCUUUUCUAUUGUAAAUGUCUUUAAUUAUGUUCGAAUUAUAAUAAUUUUGAUUGAAGGAAUGAAGACAAACCGUGUUAGUCUCAUUUGUUUUCUAAUGUGUUCAAAUGACUUUAGUAAAACACAAUUAUUCUCAAACAUUUUCACUAUCAAUUGGACUAAUGAUUUGUGGAACAGCGUAUGUAUCCUCUAUCAAUAUCCCUCACAAAUCUGGUUCCACAUCAGACAACGAUAUUUGUUUAAACGGAACAAAUCAUGGGGGUUCAAUGAUUCAAUAGGAAAAUGACGUAGUUGAGGUACCUGAGGGAAAAAAUCCAACAAGUUUAGGGAUCUGCUUAUGUAUUUGGCCAUCACUGAAUUUGGAAGAGCAUGACAUUUCAUUUCAUGAUGUACCAUAUCCGACAUUUGUGGCUUAUUUUACAGCUCACUUUUGCACCCAAGGAAGUGGCCAGUGGUCGAUGAAGUGAACUGAGAACCAUGAGGUCCUAGAUCUGAUAGAUGGUUUCAUUUUUCACAUGUCCAAGCCUUGGUGAGCAGAACUGCCUCGUACCUAUGCUGGUUGGUGAUAGUAGGUGCUCCGUGUAACUAGUGCAAGCAUACUGGAUAACUAAGGAAUGCACAGAAAUUAUAUGCAAGGUGUCUCUUCUAAGUGUUUGCAUGCUGACACUUUGUAUUGUAAAUGGCCAUGGUGCAUGUAAACUGGCUCAGAUAUCACCGUGAUCUGGAAAAAAUAAUUUCCCUCAAGCGCAACCUUGUUUCUUUUGCAUUUGUGAAGUUACUACAUUUAUUUCAUGUUUCA
Solanum lycopersicum (tomato) is the source of this 3524-nucleotide messenger RNA. RefSeq lists its product as uncharacterized. Gene Ontology annotation, molecular function: rRNA (guanine) methyltransferase activity; RNA binding. The record is from RefSeq and is a predicted model, not a curated record. Gene Ontology annotation, cellular component: chloroplast. Gene Ontology annotation, biological process: rRNA methylation. Lineage: Eukaryota; Viridiplantae; Streptophyta; Magnoliopsida; Solanales; Solanaceae.